Molecule: messenger RNA, 465 nt
Organism: Cryptomeria japonica (Japanese cedar)
Lineage: Eukaryota; Viridiplantae; Streptophyta; Pinopsida; Cupressales; Cupressaceae
Exons: 3
Coding region: 1-465 (154 amino acids)
Source: RefSeq, a predicted model, not a curated record
AUGCUAUAUUGUGGAGAGACAAUUACCAAGGAGAGUGAUGAGACAGUUUGGGCGAAGGCAGAGUAUGCUGAGGGGUUUGGGGGAGUAUGCAUAGGUAGUGUGGGAGAGAUUUCAUUGGGGGGCAGUUUUGCCCUAUUAUCAGGCCCUUGCGGAGUUCUGAGCAUUACAGAUCCUGCAAAGCCCAUACCAGAAUUUGAGGAUAAUAGAACACCACGACAGAGGAGGAGGAGAUUAGGCAGGGGUGUCAGUGGAGGAUUUGGAGGAGGAGGAGGUGGGGGAGGUUUUGGAGGAGGAGGAGUAGGUGGAGGUUGUGGGGGAGGAGACGCAAGAGCAGGAGGGAGAGAUGUUGGUGGUGGAGAGGGUGGUGAUGAGACGAUGGAGAUGGGACAGGGAGCCGUAGGUAGUGGAGAGGAGCUGAUGGAGAUGGGACAAGGAGUUGUAGGUGGUGGGGAGGGAAACCUGUGA